Messenger RNA from Parasteatoda tepidariorum (common house spider), 6587 nucleotides. RefSeq names its product exportin-1 emb (gene emb). Gene Ontology annotation, molecular function: nuclear export signal receptor activity; small GTPase binding. Lineage: Eukaryota; Metazoa; Arthropoda; Arachnida; Araneae; Theridiidae. Gene Ontology annotation, biological process: protein export from nucleus; ribosomal large subunit export from nucleus; ribosomal small subunit export from nucleus. Gene Ontology annotation, cellular component: nucleus; cytoplasm. The record is from RefSeq and is a predicted model, not a curated record.
UUUUUAACUGAGACUGAGGGAAAGAACCGCGACAGAAAUGUAAGCAACCAGUUCAAACCGGUUACGGAGGGAAGGUGAGAUAAUGCGCUGAAAUGUGAUUGAAAUUUUAGCGUGCUUUUUGAUUGAAUUUAUUGGUAAAUGUUGUGAUGAAUGUGUGUGUCAUUUAAAAACAAAUAAACGAAAGAACAAGUUCUUGCUUCAGAGAAACUUCUUGCCAUAUUUCAAUUUUUAGUAAGCCUUUUAUUUAUAUUGGAGUUGGAAUUUUAUCUUGUGUUAUAUGACAACUUUAACACUUGAUGGGAUGAAGCAACCAGUUGCAUUCACCCCAGUUAAUGGGAAUAUGGCAACAAUGGAGACCCAGGCUAACAGUCUCCUAGAUUUUUCUCAAAAACUUGACAUAAAUCUUUUGGAUAGUGUGGUUAACUGUAUGUAUGUUGGACAAGGUGCUGAACAAAAGAUAGCCCAGAAGGUCUUAACUGCUUUAAAAGAGCACCCAGAUGCCUGGACUAGAGUGGAUACCAUUUUAGAAUUCUCUAAGAACCAGCAAACUAAAUAUUAUGGACUUCAGAUUUUGGAAACAGUUAUAAAAACACGGUGGAAGGUUUUACCACGUACUCAGUGCGAUGGUAUUAAAAAGUACAUUGUUGGAUUGAUAAUUAAAACUUCUUCUGAUGCUGAAACGUUGGAGCGAGAAAAGGUUUAUUUAAAUAAACUGAAUAUGAUACUUGUUCAGAUCCUGAAGCGUGAAUGGCCUAAAAAUUGGCCUAAUUUUAUUUCUGAUAUUGUUGGAGCCAGCAAAACAAAUGAAAGUUUAUGCCAAAACAACAUGACCAUAUUAAAACUUUUAAGUGAAGAAGUUUUUGAUUUUUCAAGUGGCCAGAUGACCCAAGUUAAGGCUAAGCAUUUAAAAGAUACAAUGUGUAAUGAAUUUUCUCAAAUCUUCCAGCUAUGCAAUUUUGUAAUGGAAAAUUCCCAAAAUGUUCCUCUUGUGCAUGCAACAUUAGAAACCCUUCUUCGCUUCCUUAACUGGAUCCCACUUGGCUAUAUCUUUGAAACUAAACUUAUAAGUACACUGAUUUAUAAAUUUUUUAAUGUUCCCCUGUUCAGAAAUGUCACAUUGAAGUGUUUAACUGAAAUAGCUGGAGUUGAUUCUAAGCAGUAUGAUGAGAUGUUUGUUAUUCUUUUUACUCAAACAAUGGCUCAAUUAGUUGAGAUGUUGCCGGAUCAUAUUAAUAUCAAAGAAGCGUAUUCUAAUGGUAUGGAUGAUGAGCAAAAGUUUAUCCAAAACCUUAGUUUGUUUUUGUGUGUCUUCCUCAAAGAGCAUGGAGAAUUGAUUGAAAAACGAGCAGAAUUGAAUGUUGUAUUUCUUAAGGCUCUUCAUUACUUAUUAUUGAUAUCAGAAGUUGAAGAAGUUGAAAUAUUUAAAAUAUGCCUUGAAUAUUGGAAUAGUUUGGCUGCUGUUCUCUAUAGAGAAAGUCAUGGUCUUCCUACUUCAUCACUUACUGUAACAAGAAGUCCAAAUUCUAUACCUCUCAGAAGACAGCUCUACCAACCUGUAUUAACAAAGUUGAGGUAUACUAUGAUUGGACGAAUGGCUAAACCAGAAGAAGUACUGGUUGUCGAAAAUGAACAAGGAGAAGUUGUUCGUGAAUUUAUGAAAGACACAGAUUCCAUACAGUUAUACAAGAAUAUGCGUGAAACUUUAGUGUACCUGACUCAUUUGGAUUAUGUUGAUACCGAGAGAAUUAUGACUGAGAAGCUUCAUAAUCAAGUUAAUGGUAGUGAAUGGUCUUGGAAAAAUUUGAAUACUCUUUGUUGGGCGAUUGGUUCCAUUAGUGGUGCUAUGCAUGAAGAAGAUGAAAAGCGAUUUUUAGUUACUGUAAUUAAGGAUCUGUUGGGAUUGUGCGAGCAGAAACGAGGGAAGGAUAAUAAGGCUAUUAUUGCGUCUAAUAUCAUGUAUGUUGUAGGGCAGUAUCCAAGAUUUUUGAGAGCACACUGGAAGUUUUUGAAAACAGUUGUUAACAAACUGUUUGAAUUUAUGCAUGAAACUCAUGAGGGGGUUCAAGACAUGGCUUGUGAUACAUUUAUCAAAAUUGCUCUGAAAUGCCGUCGACACUUUGUUCAAGUUCAAGUUGGAGAAGUGCAACCUUUCAUUAAAGAUAUAUUGGAUUCAAUCUAUUCUAUAAUUUGUGACUUAAAACAACAACAAGUUCAUACAUUCUAUGAAGCAGUUGGACACAUGAUCAGUGCUCAGACAGAUCAGACUAUCCGAGAAAAUCUAAUUGAUAAAUAUAUGCUUCUGCCUAAUGAAGGAUGGGAUUCCAUAAUCCAACAAGCUACUAAAUCUGUUGAUGUUUUACAAGAUGAUGAGGCUGUGAAACGACUGGUAAACAUUUUGAAAACAAAUAACAGGGCAUGCAAAUCUUUGUUACAUCCAUACGUUAUUCAGCUUGGACGGAUAUAUUUAGACAUGUUGAAUGUCUAUAAAGUGAUGAGUGAAAAUAUCAUUUCAUAUAUAAUGGAGCAUGGUGAAUCUGCGAUGAAGCAGUCCAAAAUACGAGGAAUGAGAAGUGUUAAGAAAGAAACACUGAAAUUAAUAUCAGGAUGGGUUAGUCGCUCUGGUGAUCGACAUAUGGUUUUGGAUAAUUUUAUACCCCACCUUCUUGAUGCAGUAUUACUUGAUUAUCAGAAAUGUUCUGUUCCUGCAGCUCGAGAACCAGAAGUUCUUUCAGCUAUGGCAACUAUUGUAAAUAGGCUGGAGGGUCACAUUACUUCUGAGAUACCAAAAAUCUUUGAUGCAGUAUUUGAAUGCACACUUGAUAUGAUAAACAAGGAUUUUGAAGAGUACCCUGAGCACAGAACAAAUUUCUUUCUCCUAUUGCAAGCAGCUGUCACUCAUUGUUUUCCUGCUCUAUUAAAUAUUCCUGCUACCCAGUUCAAAUUAGUUUUGGAUUCUAUAAUCUGGGCAUUUAAGCAUACUAUGAGGAAUGUUGCUGACACUGGUCUUCAGAUUUUGUAUCAAUUAUUACAAAAUAUUGCUCAAGAAGAAGCGGCAGCACAAAGUUUCUAUCAGACGUUUUAUACUGAUAUCCUUCAACACAUAUUUUCUGUGGUAACAGAUACGUCCCAUACUGCAGGAUUAACAAUGCAAGCAAAUAUUUUGGCCUAUAUGUUCACCAUAGUUGAGAAUGGCAAAAUUGUUGUUUCUUUGAAUCCUGCUGAUGCAACUGCUGGUGGAAUUUCAAAUGUAGUUUAUAUUCAAGAAUUUGUAGCUCAUCUUCUGAAAAAUGCUUUUGGCCAUUUAUCAGAUUCUCAGAUCAAGAUCACAGUUCAAGGAUUUUUCAAUUUGGAUCAAGAUAUUCCUGCAUUUAAAGAGCAUUUACGGGAUUUCCUUGUUCAGAUUCGUGAAUUUGCUGGUGAAGAUGACAGUGAUUUAUUCCUUGAAGAAAGGGAAGCUGCUCUUAAGGCUGCUGAAGAGGAGAAAAGAAAAAUUCAAAUGUCUGUUCCUGGUAUUCUUAACCCUCAUGAGGUGACAGAAGAAAUGCAGGACUAAAUCUGUGUGUAUAGAUUCUUUGUUGCAUAAAUACUGUGCUUUUAUCCAACUCAGAGCAUUAUUAUCUUUGCCAUGUUCUCAUCUCUUACGACUUCAUCAUGUGUUUGAAUCCUGGACUAAGUUAUAUUUUUAAGGAAAAAAUGAAAUUUGUUCAGUUUUUUUUCUACUUUAUUUGUGAAAUUAAAGGGACAGAAUGUGUGUUUAUUGCAUAUUUGAGACGAGAGAGAAUGCUAACAUCAUGUCCAUAUUUUGUAGAUAAUCAAACAUUUAAAUCGUUACUGAGUUUUUUUGCAGCAACUGGUGCUUGAAAGUAAUUGUAAAAAUAAAAAUGGAAGGGGGAUAAAAUUAUCUGUGUGCAUGUUUUAUAAAUGGAUGAGGUAUGGCGAAAUAGUUGUAUAUAAAACAUCACUCAUAGUAUGAAACUAAAUAUUAUAUUGAGAAAGUAUACAAUAAAAUCUCAUUUUACUUGUAAAAAUGCUUUUUAAUGUAUUUGUGAAAAUGUCUGUGGGAGUGAUCUCAUUAUCAACUUAAAACCGAAAUAUGCAAUUUAUGCCUUCCUCUUUAACUUCUGCUAACAUAAAUUUGUCAUAAGUUGUUUUGGUUAAGAACUAAAAAAUUUUGUUUCACAAUAUAAUUUUUUUUUAAACAACAGCUACGUUACCUAUUUAUCACAGGUAUGUUAUUUUGUAAUAUAGUUAUUUUGUGUGUAUGCGUGUGUAAAAUUCCCUCCAUAAUUUGAGUGAUAGUUACUUGUGUUGCACCAAAUUUUGUGUUUCAUUUUAUUGAUUUUUUUGUCUGAAGUAUUUUUAAUGGAAUGAGAGUAUCAUUAUCUGCUUUUCCACUAAAAACAUGACAUUCAUCUAGUAAACUAAGAAUGGUGUAUGAUUGAUGUUUAUAUAAGGUGUCUGUAGAUUAUGUUAAACUCUGUAUUAACCAUUAUGUGUUCCUUACUACUAUACAUGCACAACCUGUUAAAAGUGAAAAAAAUUAGCUUUUGAGGGGCAUAAUAAUUUUUUAUUUUUUUGCGUCAAUAGGUAAUAUCUUAUUAGUAUCUGAUAUCUAUGUAUUUUCUAAUUAAAAAGGUCUGUAUAAAUGAUAAAGGCAUGAAAUAAAUGAUUUGCUCACUUGUUUUUUUUUUUUUUUUGUAAAAAGUAAAUGGCAGCAAGUUUUUAAACUUUUCUUUAUUUGUUAUAAAUAAAUUACUUACAUCUUCUGACUUGUAAAUAAAUCUUUGAACUACAUUUAUUUUAAACAUAUCUGGAUUAAAAAACAUUUAAAGGAAUAUAUAAAUAUUUAAAAUGUAAGAAAGAAAUUUAUUUUUAGUAAUUAAGUUUAAUUUUACAAAUUUAGGAACCACAUAUUACCAUUCGAGGGCCUCAGGUUGUGCACCAUUUAAAUAACACAUUUUUGGCAUAAUUCAUGAGACACCACACAUUACUUUCAUUUAUUUUAAACAAUAAAAAUUUUGGUUUGAGUGGUAGAGUAAAUGCAGGUCAUAAGUUUACAAUGUAGUUAAUACUAGUUGCUGCUCAUUUACCCCUAUGGGGUAUAUUUAUACUAUGCAUUCUCCUUUAAAAGGAAAACUCACCUUUUCUCUUCAUUUGACAUUAGUAAGUUUUUAUCUUGAUUACCAUUUUUUUUUUCAUAGUCUCCUUUUAAAUUUUAUCUAUUUUUCACCUUUAAAGGCCCAUAGCAGGAUUGGCUUUGGUAUGGUUUUAACUAUGCUUUAAAUUAUCAAAUCAAAUAGUUAUGUCUGAAAGUUACCUACAUCAAAUAAUGUCUGAAACCUCUAAUAAAAUGUAUUUAUAAGAAAGCAGAUUCAGUUAGUAUGUUUUAAAUACUGAAAAUAGUUUUUUAUUAUUGCCGGAUUGAUUUGUUGUGUAUGAUUGAAAUUUUUCGCAAUAAAAUGUAAAAUGUUUAAAAAUGAAAUUAAAAAAUUUAAUGGUGCGAUACGCCUGUUUGUAACUUCUUAGUAACUUGAACUAAUUAGUACUCUCCAAGCAUUGUCCCGCUGAACAUUUAUCUAAAUUGAAAUGCUUAUGGAACAGCUGAUUUAGCAGUUAAAAAAAGUAAAUAAGAUUCAGAUUCAUUUGCAUUUUUUAUUGAUCAUCAUUAUAUCUUUUAAGAUUUUUCAAUAAACCUCUCUAUUAUAGUCUUAAAUUAGUUAUAUUUACAUGUUACCAUGUAGUAAGAGAUUUCUAAAAGCUAACUAAAUCUAAGUUUCCAAAAUAAAAUUCUAAUUGUUUUUAUAUAAUUUAAAUAGAUUGCUUUUAUAAUAUAGUAGUCACUUGAUUACCAUGAUGGUUGAGAAAGGCUUUGCCUAGAUAAGUAAAUAUCACAUAUAGUGGAAUUCUAUUCAUAAUUAUUUGCAAUACAAUUAAAAAGGGGGGGGGGAAGUAAAGUUCAUAUCACUGCUUUAUAAUGAAUGAAAUGAAAUGAUUUUUCUUUUUCAUUUAUUCUUGGACAAAUUGUUUGUUUUAUUUCAUUGCUUGAAUUUCACAAACAAAACAGUUUCUUGAUAAAGUGCAUAUAUCAAUUGUUUUUGUUCUGCAGGGAAAGAUUACUAAGGUUUUUUUCUUAGCUGUUACAGAUAAUCCCAUCACUUACAAUCUGGAGUCUACUAUACUAUUUAAAUAAUCAAACCUUGAACAACAUUUACUUGAUGAACUUUAAUGUUACAACCUUGCCAAUUACAUUUGUUUUAUACAGAUUGCCAAUCCUGUUGAACAGCCCCCUAAUUUUUUUUCUUUCUUUUUUUUUUUUACUUUUUCCUAGUCACAAGAGAUUCUGAUUGUUUUUUUUUAUCUGUUAAUAACCAAAGUUUAAAAAUAAACUUAACUAAUCUUCACUUGGGCAAUUAGCAGUAAUUAAUUUUCUCUGCUCUCUCAAGCUGACAAAAACAUCUGUACUUGAAAAAGUUCUAUAAAUAUAUCUGACUCACCAAAAUUUGUUAUAAGUAAUGUCAUGUGUUUAGUUUAUAAUUCACUUUUGUAAACAAGCUUGGAAAUUAAUAAAUUAUUAUUUGACAGUGUAA